AGGAGAAGAAAAACAUAACUUGGGGUCCAAAAUCACUUUUCAAAAAUCAAAAUGGAUUAAUCCGAAAACCGAAGAAUUCUAACACCACAGACCAGACAAGCUGUACUCUUCUUCUCCUUCUUCGCAAGUUUAUCUGCAAAACCCUAACUAUAUCGCCAUAGUUGGUUCUCCAGAGCUUAAAAUGUCUCUUUCAAUCCAAACCCAUUUCCAAAACCUCUCCUUUUCCACGUCUUUAACAUGUCCCAACACUCUCUUUCUCAAACCCAAGCUCUCUAACCUCUCUCUCCAAACCCCAAACCCCUCCAUUAUCCGAAUGGGGGGAGGCCCAAGAACAUAUCCCGGUGGUGUAUCGAAGUGGCAGUGGAAGCGCAUGCAGGCGAAGAAAGCCAAGCAGCUCCUCAAAGCAAGGCUCUGUCGCGAGCGCCAAAUUUACGAGAUGCGCAAGCGAGCCGAGCUCAAAGCCGCCGUAUCGGAGCUAGAACGGCCAUGGGAGAUCGUUGAGAGGGCUGCUCCAAACUUGUUCUCCGUCAGUGCCGACGAACAGGUCAAGGUGUUGGCCGAUCGGUUUCAAAAGCCAGGUGGGUUUGAUAUGUGGAGUGAGAAAGACGGGCCUCAAUUGUUCAAAACCCCCGAUGAGUUACCUUCCGCGAGGUUUUUCCCAAAAGGGGUUGUUCAUAGUUUGAAACCUUAUCGAAGAAUCGAUGAAUUGGAUGAUGGGGCUAAGAGCUUGGAUGAUUUGGAAGACGGUUUUUCAGUGAAGAAAUUGAGUGAAAACUGUGAGAAUAGUUCAAAUUCGAACAAGGGUAGUUUAGAACGAGCUGAGGUUAAUGGGAAAGUUGGAAAGCAAAACAAUGGUGGAUUGAGGAAGAAGAAAGGGAGUAGAAGAACAAGGUUUGGGUCUGACAAAUUGAAUGGCUCUGAACAGAGCCUUGGCAGGAAGCAAAGAUUGCAUAAUCCAAAUUCAGGAAGGAAUGAUUAUAGGUACAGUAGGAGCAAGUUGAAUGAGUCGAAGUCUGAGGUUUAUGAUAUGAGUUUGGAACAAGAUGGUAGCUAUGGAUUCCAAUCAAAGAACGGUCUUUAGGAGUCAGACAUUUCUAUUGAUUGUGUUAGCCAUGGUUUUUGAACUCAUUGAAACUUGACUGCAAAGAGCAUUCUGUACAGAAAAUACUUGCUGAUUUUUGUUUAUGCAGGAAAUUUAUCAUAACAACAUGAUUGGGACAGAGAGAGGAGCAGUCCUAAAUUUUCCUGGUAUACUUAAAACUUAAUUUUAAUGAAAGUCCUUGCUCAUAUUCUGCUGUCAAAUUUUGGAUGAUAGAAUAAUGUAAUUAUUGUUGUAAACUGGAUUUCUUUCAUUCCAUGACACACUAAUGUGACUUUUAUAGUAUAAACUUUGUAUGUAAUUUGAAAAGGUGGAUAUCUUUCCUUGACUAAAUGAAGAAAAUAAAAGAACAUCUAAUUGUUUAAAA
Messenger RNA from Cannabis sativa, 1466 nucleotides. RefSeq lists its product as uncharacterized. The transcript has a single exon. Bases 182 to 1081 code for a protein of 299 amino acids. The record is from RefSeq and is a predicted model, not a curated record. NCBI's taxonomy places the organism in Eukaryota, Viridiplantae, Streptophyta, Magnoliopsida, Rosales, Cannabaceae.